AUGGAGAAGUGGGCAGGCAGGCCCCCGUUUGGUCUGAUGCUGCUUCUGAGCCUCCCUCAGCUCUGCCUGGAUCAGGAGGUGUUGUCUGGACACGCUCUUCAAGCACCCCCCGAGGAAGGCCAGGGCCCCGAGGGCGUCUGGGGUCCUUGGCACCAGUGGGCCCCUUGCUCCCAGCCAUGUGGGGUCGGGGUGCAACACAGGAGGCGGACCUGUCAGCUCCCUACGGCCCAACUCCACCAGGGCCCCCCCUUCCCAUCCCGGCCCCCAAGGAACCCAGAAAUCCUGCUCCCCCGAAGCCAGGGCCCCAGGCCCCCCAGCCCCCAAGAAACUCUCCCCCUGUACAGGCCACAGCCUCGAGGAAGAGGCGGCCCACUUCGAGGUCCUGCUUCCCAGUUAGGGAGAGAGGAGGCCCAGGAGAUGCCAGGGGCCAGGUCCCGGGUCCGAGACCCCAUCAAGCCAGGAAUGUUUGGCUACGGCAGAGUGCCCUUUGCUCUGCCACUCCAUCGGAACCGCAGGCACCACCGGCAGAGACCUCGCAGAUCUGAGCUCUCCCAGGCCUCAGCGCUUCUCCCACCCCUCACUCCAGGGGCAGAGCCAUCCUCCGCAAACCACACGCCUCCAACUCAUUCCUCUCCUGUGCAACCCUCUGCCCACACUCCGUCCCCCCCUGCGGACUCCCCAGGCCCCGAGGCCGCCCGGACAGCGGUGCCUUCGAGAACCAGGCGUCCUCCCAGGGCUCAGGCCUCGGGCCAAGAGCCCCCCUCGCUCACCCCCUCCCCACGAGGAAGUGGCUCCUUCCACGUGUCCCCAAAGCCAAGAAUGCCAAGUUCCCAGGGCCGGGCCAGUCCCCAGGUGGCAGAGAGACACCCUAAUCCUUUCCUCUCUGUCCCUCGGGGCUGGGGCCGAGGCCAGCAGAGCCGGGAGCACUGGAGAUCUGGGGGGAACCGCCACAGGCCCCCCGCAGAGUCUGCCCCUCGCUACCAGGAUGGCUGGUUGCCUCUGCUGAGGGAUGGCCCUCACUCCAGCUCCCAGUGGAGCCUCUUUGCUCCCAGUAGCCCCGACCCAAGAUGUGCUGGGGAGAGUGAGCAGCUGAGAGCCUGCAGCAAAGCGCCCUGCCCCCCUGAGCAUCCAGACCCCCGGGCCCUGCAGUGUGCAGCCUUUGACUCCCAGGAGUUCAUGGGCCAGCUGUACCAGUGGGAACCCUUCACGGAAGUCCAGGGAUCCCAGCGCUGCGAGCUCAACUGCCGUCCCCGCGGCUUCCGCUUCUAUGUCCGUCACACCGAGAAGGUCCAGGACGGGACCCUGUGUCAGCCAGGCGCCCUAGACAUGUGUGUGGCGGGGCGCUGCCUGAGCCCCGGCUGUGACGGGAUCCUCGGCUCCGGCAGGCGUCCGGACGGCUGUGGGGUCUGUGGGGGUGAUGAUUCUACCUGUCACCUCGUCUCGGGGAACCUCACCGACCGCGGGGGCCCUCUGGGUUAUCAGAAGAUCCUGCGCAUUCCGGCCGGAGCCUCCCGGCUCCAGAUCGCCCAGCUCCGGCCCAGCUCCAACUACCUGGCACUUCGAGGCCCUGGCGGCCGGUCCAUCAUCAAUGGGAACUGGGCCGUGGACCCCCCCGGGUCCUACGCGGCGGGGGGCACUGUCUUCCAGUACAACCGUCCUCCCCGGGAGGAGGGCGCAGGCGAGAGCCUGUCCGCCGAGGGCCCCACCGCAGAGCCCGUGGACGUCUACAUGAUCUUCCAGGAGGAAAACCCGGGCGUGUUUUAUCAGACACCCCUGGGGUCUCCAACCGGAUUCUGGAAACGAGUGGGACACUCCGAGUGCUCAGCAUCCUGUGGGAAAGGCGUGUGGAGCCCCAUCUUCCUCUGCGUUUCUCGCGAGUCCGGAGAGGAACUGGAUGAGCGCAGCUGUGCUGUGGGCACCAGACCCCCAGUCUCCUCGGAGCCCUGCCACGGCCCCCCGUGCCCCCCAUACUGGGAGGCCGGAGAGUGGACGUCCUGCAGCCGCUCCUGUGGGCCUGGCACCCAGCACCGCCAGCUGCGCUGCCGGCAGGAGUUUGGGGGCGGUGGCUCCUCGGUGCCUCCCGAGCGCUGUGGGCACCUCCCCCGGCCCAACAUCACCCAGCCCUGCCAGCUGCGCCUCUGUGGCCACUGGGAGGUCCGCUCCCCCUGGAGCCAGUGUUCUGUGCGCUGCGGGCGCGGCCAGAGGAGCCGGCAGGUGCGCUGCGUCGGGAACAAUGGCGACGAAGUGAGCGACCGGGAGUGCGCGUCGGGACCCCCGCGGCCCCCCAGCAGAGAGGCCUGUAACAUGGGGCCCUGCACGAUGGCCUGGUUCCACAGCGACUGGAGCUCCAAGUGCUCGGCCGAGUGUGGGACUGGCAUCCAGCGGCGCUCUGUGGUCUGCCUCGGGAGUGGGGAGGUCCGUGGGGCAGGCCAGGAGGAAGCCGGCGUGGGAACCAGUGAGCAGAGCUGUGCCCCGGGAAGCCGCCCCCCGGACAUGCGUGCCUGCAGCCUGGGUCCCUGUGAGAGGACGUGGCGCUGGUACACGGGGCCCUGGGCUGAGUGCUCCUCAGAUUGUGGCUCAGGCACACAGCGUCGCGAUGUCAUCUGUGUGUCCAAACUGGGGACCGAGUUCAACGUGACCCCUCCUAGCAACUGCUCCCACCUGCCCAGGCCCCCUGCCCUGCAGCCCUGCCAGGGGCAGGACUGCCAGGACCGGUGGUUCUCUACACCUUGGAGUCCGUGUUCUCGCUCCUGCCAGGGUGGUGUGCAGACGAGGGAGGUCCAGUGCCUGACUGCCAACCAGACGCUCAGCGUGCGCUGCCCGGCUCAUCUGCGGCCCUCCCGGAAACGGCCCUGUAACAGCCAGCCCUGCAGCCAGCGCCCUGAUGACCGGUGCAAGGACAGCUCUCCACAUUGCCCCCUGGUGGUCCAGGCCCGGCUCUGCGUCUAUCCCUACUACACAGCCACCUGCUGCCGCUCUUGUGCCCAUGCCCUGGAGCGGUCCCCCCCAGAGCGGUCUCCCCCGGAACCCGCCUGA
Molecule: messenger RNA, 3036 nt
Organism: Pipistrellus nathusii (Nathusius's pipistrelle)
Lineage: Eukaryota; Metazoa; Chordata; Mammalia; Chiroptera; Vespertilionidae
Source: the annotation of a GenBank genome assembly